Botrytis porri is the source of this 2591-nucleotide messenger RNA. RefSeq lists its product as uncharacterized. Lineage: Eukaryota; Fungi; Ascomycota; Leotiomycetes; Helotiales; Sclerotiniaceae. The transcript is spliced from 5 exons. The record is from RefSeq and is a predicted model, not a curated record. Gene Ontology annotation, molecular function: GTPase activity; G-protein beta/gamma-subunit complex binding; G protein-coupled receptor binding. Gene Ontology annotation, biological process: G protein-coupled receptor signaling pathway. The coding region runs from base 527 to 1591 and encodes 354 amino acids. Gene Ontology annotation, cellular component: heterotrimeric G-protein complex.
GUCCCAUUAUUCAAUCUUCAAAUCGACUUAAUCUCCCGAGCGAGUUCUAGCCUAGAUCUAUUACUUUGCUCGCAUAUCCUUGAACGCUAUCCGUCAAAGCCGCCCGCCUUGGUCUUAUCAACAGCGUCCUUCCCCGAAGAAGUUGAAAAUCAACGAACCAUUAACAUUACCGAAAUCCAACGCUCGUUCCUUGGAAGAAGCUCGUUCCUUUAAAGAAGAAGAAACUUCAACGCUCUUCAGCACUUGACGCUUGACAUUUGACACUAGUUCUGCAGGAUAACUAACCGGGACCAAACUUAUUAACUUACUUUUGCCUGGUAUCAGCGGCGAAUUGAUUAACUCCGCAACGUUACCAAUAGCUUGCCCAGCCCAUCCCGAUCCUAUCUCAUCCCAUCCCAUUCUACUGAAACUCAAAAUCUCUUCUACCCUGAUCAUCGAAGCGCCCUCCAGUUACCAAAAUUAUCCCGACAGCAACUGAGAAUUUUUUUUCUCUUUGUUACUGUGUACGUAUUAAUUUUGGCCCUUCAUGAUGUGUUUCGGCAGCAGGGAGGAUGUCGAGGCCAAAAGGUCCAAAGAGAUAGACGCUCUUAUCCACAGAGAUGAGAAGGUUAUGCAGCGACAAGUCAAGUUGUUAUUAUUGGGUGCUGGAGAAUCUGGAAAGUCAACAAUUCUAAAACAGAUGAGACUGAUCUAUACCGAUAAAGGUUUCUCAAAGACUGAAAAAGAAGAAUGGCGCAUUAUCAUCUUUCACAACAUUCUGGAUGGCUUGAGAAUGACAGUGGAGGCAAUGAAUGAUUUUAAUACUCCUUUCGAACAUGAAAGCACCAAGCAAUACCUUCCAAUAAUCACAGAAGAAAAGGACCUUAGACCAUGCGAACCGAUUCCUCUCGAAUACCUUAAAGCGUUCAAAGAUAUGUGGGCUGAUUCGGGUAUCCAGAAGACUGUGGAGAGAGGAAAUGAGUUUGCUCUGCAUGAUAAUUUGGGCUAUUUCUUCGAAGAUUUAGAUCGUCUCUUCAGCAAGGAAUUCGUUCCAACCGAUCAAGAUGUUCUUCGCGCCAGACUAAGAACCACUGGUAUCACCGAAACACACUUUGAUCUCGGCUCAUUGCAAUACAGAAUGUUCGAUGUUGGAGGACAAAGAUCGGAACGCAAGAAAUGGAUCCAUUGCUUCGAGAAUGUCAAUGCAUUGCUAUUCUUAGUUGCUAUCAGUGGUUAUGAUCAGUGUCUAGCUGAAGACAAGGAUGGAAACCAAAUGCAAGAAGCUUUAAUGCUUUGGGAGUCAAUUGCCAACUCUCAUUGGUUCAAACACUCGGCAUUGAUCCUCUUCUUGAACAAGAUCGACUUGUUUAAAGCAAAGAUUGGUCACAGCCCGAUUACCAAGUUCGGUUUCUCCGAUUUCCAGGGAGAUACUACAAGCUCGCAACAAACCUCGAAAUACUUCAUGGACAAGUUCAUUGCUCUAAACCGAAGCCCUGGACGCGAAGUUUAUGGCCACUUCACAAAUGCCACUGAUACUGAUCUUCUCAAGGUCACGAUGAGCUCCGUACAAGAUAUGAUUAUACAGAGAAAUCUUCAAAAGCUGAUCCUUUGAUAAUUAACCUCUGUCUGUUCGGAGCCAAGCCUUCAAGAUUCCCCAUUCCAGAAAAAGCAUGACCACUCUUUAUCUGAGCAGCACAGAACCCCCGUUAAUACAAAUACGACCAUUUGCUGCGGUGAGUAUUAGUCCGCCUUGGAAAUAUCGCAUCGCAUCUGCUUCUGGUCUUUUUAUGAGACGUCCCAGGGACGUCAGCCAAAAGUUCCAUCUUACACCGCACAUGGAGCAAAUUUCUCUUUACCAAAAUACCCCCACACUUCUUCAACUUGUUUUUUCUUUUUCUUUUCUUAAUUAUUUGGUUUGAGGGCAGAUAGGAGAAUUUUCGGCGAAUUUUCGAAUAUAAGAUGGCUUGUAUAAUACAAUCAAUGUAUCGAUCGAUCGAUUGGAGAUGCGGUCUGCAUCUGUUCGCUGUUCAUAUACGACUUCUCUGUUGAUUAGACAUCUGGCGGCAUCAUGUUUAUCCAUUUAUUUCUCUUCACUUGAGGAUAUACAAUGCAUACAACUCAGAGCCUUGCUUUUAUGCAAUGUCGAACGACGAUGGAGGAAUUUCGCUUGCAUGGAGAGGAGGAAGGAGAGAACAACCGGAGUUUAAUCUAAUAUUUUCAAGGAUGGGCAUUGAUUGAUUGGAAUGAGAGAAACGAACUUGGGGAUGGGAUAUGUUUUCGAAUUUUUCAUGCAAUUAGUUGGUUGGCCUCGCUUCUCUCUGGUGGAUGUUGGUUUCAUUUUAGAUGUUAUUCAGGGGGAGGGAGAUAGGCAGUAGGGGAGAAAGGGAUUGUUUGGAGUAUGCAUACCACUGCACAUGCAGAGAGAUGGUAUUGUAUGCAAAGCACAGUGAGAGUAUUCGGCAGUUCAAGCGAAUGUGGAAGAUUGAGAUAUGACACGAAUCGAGUGAUUGAUUAAUAGAGAAAUGAACUACGUAACCAUCCAUCCAUCCAAAUCAUACCCGAUGUAAUGUAGCAGUCUUAGUAAAUUCAUAAUUGAUUAAUCCUUUCGAUAG